Messenger RNA from Cuscuta campestris, 1678 nucleotides. The record is from the annotation of a GenBank genome assembly. NCBI's taxonomy places the organism in Eukaryota, Viridiplantae, Streptophyta, Magnoliopsida, Solanales, Convolvulaceae.
UCAGAGAGAAUGUAACAGAAAUGUAAGAAGGAUCUCCAUUGUUAAAGCUUCAAUAAAGAUAUUCUGCUCUUUCGUUUUUCUCAAUUCUUCUCUCCAGUGAAACUUAUCAUGGUAUCAGAGCCAUCUCUGAUGAAUUUCGAAGAUUUCAGAUCUUCCUGUGCAGCGUAAUCUCUGUUUCAGUUUUUUUCUCUUUGGUUCUCGCUUUCAAUGGCGGACAUGAACUCUACGACUCGACCUCCUAUUGAUAUCCAGAGCGAAUUUCAAUCUAAUGCACCAAGGUUGUUCCAGUUACACAAGGAGAUGGUUACACUUGUUCAAGGUUCUGAUUCUGUGAGUGAAUAUUUCACAAAGCUGAAAGGAUUAUGGGACACGUAUAUGACUAUGGUGACCUUGCCUCACUGUAGAUGUGAUACUGCUGGAAGUUACUCCAAAUUGCUUCAGGAUCAACAUCUGAUGCAAUUUCUCAUGGGAUUAAAUGAUUCCUUCAAAACUGCUAGAGGUAACAUCCUGAUGAUGAAGCCUCUGCCAAAUUUAAACCAAGCUUACAAGUUGAUAAAUCAAGAAGAAUCUCAGAGGGAUUGCACUAAUAUAGCACCUCUGGCAUAUGAAUCCACUGCAAUGGCAUCAAUUCAUCACACAAAAUCUCAGUCCUCUAACAAGCCUGUCUAUGGAAUCACUCCAAGUGGCAAAAAGUCCAAGUACUUCUGUCAACACUGCAAGGUGUUUGGACAUUCCAUAGAAAGAUGCUUCAAAAUACAUGGAUAUCCCAAAACAAACAAGGUUCAGAGUUCUCCAGGGGAUCAAGCUUUUUCUCAUGGAAAAAAGGUGGUUGGAAAUGUGUUUUCUGAAGGGACUUAUGACUACAGUUCUGCUUCCUUAAGCUCUAAUGAAAGUUUCAAAAAUGAUGAAGUGCCAGUCUCACUGGCUCCUUCUCAGUAUAGUCAGUUGAUUGGUCUUUUAAGCAAGGAUGUCCCAAGCAACACAGCUCAUGACAGUAGUCACAGUUUUCUCUCAAAUCACAUGGCUUCCAAUGUUCAUUUGGCAGUUAUUGGUUACUGUUUCUUUUCUCCUUGUGAUAAAACAGAUUGGAUCAUUGACAGUGGAGCCUCUGAUCACAUAAGCCCUCACUUAUCUAAUUUUUCUCCAUAUGAACCUAUUUCUGAGUCUUGUUUCAUCACUAUACCCAAUGGCCAGAGAGCAAAAGUCCUACACAAAGGAAGUGUUAUCUUACAUAAUGGAAUAGAAUUGCUUAAUGUUCUGCAUGUUCCAGAUUUUCAUUACAACUUGUUGUCUGUACAAAAACUUGUUGAUCAACUAUCUUGUUCCUUUGUCUUUUACCCUACCCAUUGUUUGAUUCAGGACUCAAUGAAGAAGAGUUCAUUGCUGGUUGGUAAACAAAGUGGUGGCCUGUAUUUUGUGCAGCAGUGCUCACCUUCAGCUUCUCAUGCUUAUUCUCAUUCCUCUGUUGUCAGUACUGUAGGGGCUGAAUCUCGUGGAGUGCCGAUGAGUUUCCUUAUAGAGCGCAUCAUGGCUCCAACUCUAGAGAAUCUCAAUAGUGAAUGGUAACUAAAUAAAUUAAGAAUCCUUAAUAUAAAGAGUCUGAAUGGUUAAGACCUCUUAUCUGAAUUGAUCAGACAUUUGCCUCUGAAUAGUUAAGCAAUAUACUAGCUCUUAAUGG